Molecule: messenger RNA, 1524 nt
Organism: Lindgomyces ingoldianus
Lineage: Eukaryota; Fungi; Ascomycota; Dothideomycetes; Pleosporales; Lindgomycetaceae
Exons: 1
Source: RefSeq, a predicted model, not a curated record
AUGUCUGAUGCCGUCAACACUGUGACUCCUAGGGUUAUCGACGAUGCACACAGCGAGCAGCAAGUCGUAACCCCCGAUAGGCCCGUUUCAAGUAUCGGGCAGGAAUAUCACCAGCCGCAAUCAAAUAUUAGCAGCGAGUGUACGCAGUCAACAGGAACCCUAGCCGAAGAUCAAGGAGAACGGCUGCUAUCACAUGAUCACGAUCGAGAUAGCAUUAAAGCUAAGCCCGAGCCUGAGAAGCAAACGUACACGAAGCUACAUCGUUCCGUCUAUAUAGUAAUUGUUGUUAUACUCUAUGCAGCAGUUUCACUAUUUGCCUGGGUGGUUACGUGUAUACUCGUAUAUCACCCCAUGACGCUACAACAUUACGACAUCUGGCUUGGUCAAGACGGAAUGGGACAAGGCGAAGAUUACAAUGAGCGUUGGGGGCAUACAGCAUCAGACCUAUACCAAAAGAGUGAAAAAUGGUUUCAGACGGCGCGAGUACUCCAGUCUAUCGUGAACAUCCUGACGAUUCCUGUGGCGUCUGCCGUCUGUGGGAGCGCCGCUGUAGUCUACGCGCAGAGGGGAAAAUACUCGAAGGAUCUAUCGCUCGGGCAGUUGGUACUGCUGGCAGAUAAAACUUGGUCAGACCCUUUGACGAUACUUGAUCUUUUGUUUGGGAAACUGGCUUGGAAAUCAAGUGGGCCAGGAAUAAACCGUUCGAAACGUAGCUAUUCCAGUGCUCUCGUGGUAUUCGCCAUACUGCUACAUCUACUUGGUAGUAUAAUAGCACCCUUGCAGCAGGUACUCCUUGGAACCAAGACAUUACACGUCCCGACAGGCCCGCAGAUGGUUAUAAUGCUUACGGAUUUGCCCAGUCACUUGGACUCAGCAGUUGAUGGGGGUGCUGAAGUGAUUCUUCCAGAUUCGAAUGACGUUGUGCUGAGGACACGGGCGGCCAUGGAGACAGCCAUAAACACUCAAACACAAGCACAAAUGUGGCCGGGGGCAAAUUUCAACUGUAUUACUGACGAACCUCUGGAUCUAGAUACACGAUACAUUUGUGGAAGAGGCACAAUGUUUGGGAACAUGUCCAAACUACCCGACCCGUUCCUGGCUGAGCUGCCUAGUACUAUCCAUACUGGUCUUAUCCGACAGUUUAUCCCGCGUAUCAACUCGACGGCCACAUACGAGAAGAUAACGGAAGCCGAGUUUCCACGAGGCUGUGAGAAUAUUUUUGGAGCUUUCUAUGUCGACUACAAGAACACAACAAUUUCAGCUGGGGAGAACACGACGUGGGGGUUGCAAGCCUGCAUGCCUAAUAACAAUACACACUCACCUUGGAAGUUCAACCGGGACCGACAGGACUUUACGGAGCAGUUGUAUCUCAAUAUCACUCUCGCUGGGUUCCCUUAUAACAGAGUUAUUUAUACACCCACGGCUUCAUAUGCCAAGAUAACGCUACACACCACGGCUGGAUAUUUCGAACUGCCCAAUUACAUGAACCAGGGGGUUGCAGGGCCGCUUCUGGAUAAAGACCCA